AUGAAGUUCUUUACUGUCCUUUUGUUUCUGUGUGCCAUGGCUGGAUACUCCUUUGCUACGGGAACAUCUUCAACAACUACAGAACAGGCCUUUACAACCGCUGCAGCGCCAGCCGCUGUCACCCCUGGACCAUGCGGAGGAAAUCAAAUUGGAGGACCUAGUGGCAAGAUUGUACGCAAUGCCAAAAAACUAUACUUCUUUUAUUAA
Messenger RNA from Drosophila persimilis, 207 nucleotides. RefSeq lists its product as uncharacterized. The record is from RefSeq and is a predicted model, not a curated record. The transcript has a single exon. Lineage: Eukaryota; Metazoa; Arthropoda; Insecta; Diptera; Drosophilidae. Bases 1 to 207 code for a protein of 68 amino acids.